AGCCGUCCGCCUCGUCUUCCCUCUCCCUCAGCAUCGCACUGGCGGCGCGCGUUACAAGAGGAUCCACCCCCCGCGCGGAAUAACGCUCACCGCCGACACGUUCGUGCGUGGAGAUUCGUGGAAGACAUCUAAAAUAACCAACCGCGCACCCGGCUUCGGAGAAGCACCAGCUGGGCACCGGCGGCUGGAGGGGUCGGCUAGCUAGCCGGCUAGCCGGCUACGUUCUAUUAGCCGGGGAGACUCGGUCAAUCAUCUCGCUCGGUCUCACAACACCGGGGCCGGUCAAUAAGUGACAGCCCGCAGAUGGACUGAGAUGUGGAAGGCGGAACUGCUGCACCCCAAUAGGAGAGAGCCCCUCUGAGAUUGUGCUGACGAGUCAGCUGAUCUGUGAGUGAGCUGGAGGACAGCAAGAAAGAUGCCUCCCAGGCCAUCCUCUGGGGAGCUAUGGGGGAUCCACCUGAUGCCUCCCAGGAUCCUGGUGGACUGCCUGUUACCAAAUGGGAUGAUUCUUACACUAGAGUGUCUCCGUGAAGCCACGCUCAUCACCAUCAAACAUGAACUGUUCAAGGAGGCCAGGAAAUACCCCCUGCACCACCUCCUGCAGGAGGAGACCUCCUACAUCUUUGUCAGUGUUACACAGGAGGCAGAACGGGAGGAAUUCUAUGAUGAAACCAGGAGACUGUGUGACCUCAGACUCUUCCAGCCCUUCCUCAAGGUCAUUGAACCAGUUGGCAACCGAGAAGAGAAGAUCCUCAACAGAGAGAUUGGUUUUGCCAUCGGCAUGCCAGUGUGUGAGUUUGACCUGGUGAAAGACCCUGAGGUUCAGGACUUCAGAAGAAACAUCCUCAAUGUGUGCAAAGACUCAGUAGAACUGAGAGAUGUCAGUGGGCCACACAGCAGAGCGCUCUACGUCUACCCGCCCAAUGUAGAGUCUACCCAGGAACUACCCAAACACAUCUACAGCAAACUGGACAAAGGUCAGAUUAUCGUAGUGAUCUGGGUGAUUGUUUCUCCUAACAAUGACAAACAGAAAUACACUUUGAAGAUCAACCACGACUGUGUACCUGAACAGGUCAUCGCUGAAGCCAUUCGUAAGAAGACACGCAGCAUGUUGCUGUCCCCGGAGCAGCUGAAGAUGUGUGUUCAGGAGUACCAGGGCAAAUACAUACUCAAAGUCUGUGGCUGUGAUGAGUACCUGUUGGAAAAAUACCCCAUUAGUCAAUAUAAGUAUAUCCGUAGUUGCAUCAUGCUGGGCAGGAUGCCUAACCUGAUGCUAAUGGCUAAGGACAGCUUGUACACCCAGUUGCCGAUGGAUACCUUUGUUAUGCCAUCUUACUCACGCCGAAUCUCCACUGCAACGGCCUACAUGAAUGGCGAGGCGGCCUCCAAGUCUCUUUGGACCAUCAACGGAAGUCUCCGGAUUCGGGUCCUCUGUGCCACGUAUGUCAACGUCAACAUACGGGACAUAGACAAGAUCUAUGUGAGGACAGGCAUCUAUCACGGAGGAGAGCAGAUGUGUGACAAUGUUAACACACAAAGAGUCCCCUGCUCUAACCCCAGGUGGAACGAGUGGCUGACCUAUGACAUGUACAUCCCAGAUAUCCCACGUGCUGCCAGACUCUGCCUUUCUAUCUGCUCGGUCAAGGGCAGGAAAGGGGCCAAGGAGGAACAUUGUCCACUGGCUUGGGGAAAUGUCAACCUGUUUGACUACACCCACACGCUGGUGGCCAACAAGAUGGCUCUCAACCUCUGGCCUGUCCCCCACGGCCUUGAAGACCUGCUCAACCCCAUAGGAGUCACUGGAUCCAACCCCAACAAGGAAACACCUUGUCUGGAGCUGGAGUUUGAUCACUUUAGCAGCCCAGUGAAAUAUCCAGAUAUGACCUUUGUAGAGGAGCAUGCAAACUGGACCAUCUCCAGGGAACUUGGAUUCAACUACAACCUCUCUGGACAGAGUAACCGUGUGGCCAGGGACCAUGCCCUGACGGAGAGCGACAUAGAGCAGCUGAGACAGCUGAGCAACAGGGACCCUCUGUCUGAAAUCACUGAGCAGGAGAAAGACUUCCUUUGGAGACACAGGCACUACUGCAUGAACAUCCCUGAGAUCCUUCCCAAGAUCCUUCUGGCUGUCAAAUGGAACUCUAGAGAUGAAGUAGCACAGAUGUACUGUCUACUAAAGGAGUGGCCAUCCAUCCGUCCAGAACAGGCCAUGGAACUGUUGGACUGCAACUAUCCAGACCCCAUGGUCAGACAUUUUGCUGUCCGCUGCCUUGACAAAUACCUGACAGACGACAAACUGUCCCAGUACCUCAUUCAGCUUGUACAGGUGUUAAAGUAUGAGCAGUACCUCGACAAUCCUCUGGUGCGCUUCCUGCUCAAAAAGGCACUAACCAAUCAAAGGAUAGGACACUUCUUCUUCUGGCAUCUCAAGUCUGAGAUGCACAAUAAGACGGUGAGUCAGCGGUUUGGGCUGCUCUUGGAAUCUUACUGUAGGGCCUGUGGCAUGUACCUCAAACACCUGAGCAGGCAGGUGGAAGCCAUGGAGAAGCUCAUCAACCUCACCGACAUCCUCAAACAAGAAAAGAAGGAUGAGACGCAGAAGGUCCAGAUGCGGUUUCUAGUGGACCAGAUGAAGAGGCCGGAUUACAUGGACGCUCUGCAAAAUUUUACCUCUCCGCUCAAUCCUGCACAUCAGCUUGGAAACUUAAGGUUAGAUGAAUGCAGGAUUAUGUCGUCAGCAAAGCGCCCCCUGUGGUUGAACUGGGAGAACCCUGAUAUCAUGUCAGAACUGCUCUUUCAGAACAACGAGAUCAUCUUCAAAAAUGGAGACGAUCUGCGUCAGGAUAUGCUGACUCUGCAAAUCAUACGUAUCAUGGAGAACAUUUGGCAGAACCAAGGACUGGACCUACGGAUGCUGCCAUAUGGCUGUUUGUCGUUAGGAGACUGUGUGGGGCUCAUUGAGGUGGUUCGCAGCUCCCACACCAUUAUGCAGAUCCAGUGUAAAGGCGGCCUGAAGGGGGCGCUACAGUUCAACUCAAACACGCUACACCAAUGGCUGAAGGACAAAAACAAGGGCGAGAUGUAUGACAUGGCUGUGGAUCUGUUCACAAGGUCUUGUGCUGGCUACUGUGUAGCUACCUUUAUCCUCGGCAUAGGAGACAGACACAACAGCAACAUUAUGGUCAAGGAUGAUGGACAGUUGUUCCAUAUAGAUUUUGGCCACUUCCUGGAUCACAAGAAGAAGAAGUUUGGCUACAAGAGAGAGAGGGUCCCCUUCGUACUGACUCAAGACUUCCUCAUUGUCAUCAGCAAGGGGACUCAGGAGUGCACCAAGACCAGGGAGUUUGAGAGGUUCCAGGAGAUGUGUUAUAAAGCCUAUCUGGCCAUCCGGCAGCAUGCAAACCUCUUCAUCAACCUCUUCUCGAUGAUGCUGGGCUCUGGCAUGCCUGAGCUGCAGUCCUUUGAUGAUAUUGCUUACAUCAGAAAGACGCUAGCCUUGGAGAAGACUGAGCAGGAGGCGUUGGACUAUUUUAUGAAGCAGAUGAAUGACGCUCACCAUGGCGGAUGGACCACCAAGAUGGACUGGAUAUUCCACACAAUCAGACAGCAUGCACUAAACUAAUAUGCUGCAUACACAACAGUCCACAGACUCUAAAGAGACCAGUUCCGGCUGUCUAUCCUUUUACCAUAGAAGAGCAUCCACACUAACCCUUACUGCUAAUACCGGGACUUGUUCAUCCAUUGAGGGGAUUUUUCGCCAUUUUGUUUGACAGCAUUAAGACUUUUUUGUUACGCAGCCAUCCCUUUCAUUUUAAGAGGUUUCCUGUUCGCCUGCAUUUUUCUCAUUAUUACCUCCCUUUAUGUGUCGUCCUGCUCCUCUGGACCUAAGAGAGAGCGUCACUGUGUAGACAUCUCCUCCGCUCACCUCUGCUAGCGUUGGCUAGGCUGUUACCUCUAAUGCAGGUGACCGGAUUCUUCUCCUCUAAAGCACUAAAAGACAGGAACGAACAGGUGACCCAGGAUGUGUUAACCCCGACCCUGCGGCUCGCUGUGGAAGAGUACAGACUGAAGGAAGGGAAGAGUGAAAUGAAAAUCCCAUCUAACUAGCUACAUGUGUGGCGGCUGUCAGCAUCCAGCCAGACACUGCAUUUGCUGCACUACUUUUAUGACGCUGCUAUCAUGUGGCUGUUUGGAGAAUUCAGAUUUUGUUCCGUUUUCAGCCCUCUGAAGACGAGGGCACAAGGAGAAGUUUUGACUGAUUUGCCAACUACCAACUUUACUUGAACCGUCAAGGUGUGCGUUCACAGCGGGGGAGUACAUGAACGCCGCCCGUGUGAGCUGACUUAAGAUCAGCUUCCUCCCCUCCUUUGCUAACCAGAGCCAGUUGUGAGGAAGUUUCGAAGCUGAACGAAACAAAACACCAGAGCAGUGUCUAGGGGGCAGUUUCACCCUCCUUCAAAUGCCCCCGCUGUCUCCACGUGACAGCACUGCCCCCUCGGGAACAUUGGUUGGUGGUGCAGCUUUUCGACUGAAUUAUAAAAACUGCUGGGUGACGAUGCCUCACCAUCACAUACAGCACUUAAAAAACAUCAGAGUAAUAUACAGAUUUACUAUGACUUUUAACAUGUAUGUAUCUAGUCUCUUUCAGUUUCUACAAUGACAAACGCUAACUCAACCUCUAC
Messenger RNA from Lampris incognitus (smalleye Pacific opah), 4682 nucleotides. RefSeq names its product phosphatidylinositol 4,5-bisphosphate 3-kinase catalytic subunit alpha isoform-like. Gene Ontology annotation, molecular function: 1-phosphatidylinositol-4-phosphate 3-kinase activity; 1-phosphatidylinositol-3-kinase activity. The record is from RefSeq and is a predicted model, not a curated record. Gene Ontology annotation, cellular component: plasma membrane; phosphatidylinositol 3-kinase complex, class IB; cytoplasm. Gene Ontology annotation, biological process: phosphatidylinositol-3-phosphate biosynthetic process; phosphatidylinositol-mediated signaling; phosphatidylinositol 3-kinase/protein kinase B signal transduction. Bases 416 to 3622 code for a protein of 1068 amino acids. NCBI's taxonomy places the organism in Eukaryota, Metazoa, Chordata, Actinopteri, Lampriformes, Lampridae. The transcript is spliced from 26 exons.